Messenger RNA from Dunckerocampus dactyliophorus (ringed pipefish), 3021 nucleotides. It is a transcript of the gene crdhl, whose product is annotated as retinol dehydrogenase 13. Bases 964 to 2010 code for a protein of 348 amino acids. The transcript has 7 exons. The record is from RefSeq and is a predicted model, not a curated record. NCBI's taxonomy places the organism in Eukaryota, Metazoa, Chordata, Actinopteri, Syngnathiformes, Syngnathidae.
CUAAGACUGUGCGCGCCAAAUGACGGAAAGGAGGGUCUAAGUAAUGUAAACGGAAAUGGAAGACCGGUUCCUUUCGGUGCGCCGUAGCACACUGUGCUAGCUGUGGUGCAUUCGACUUCUCAAGCACCGCCCCUCCGGUGCACCGAGCGCUGCCUAAAUGCUCUGUACUGCUCUGUGAGUGACGCGUACCCAGCGCGGCUGAGGCGAGCCUAACCUUUCUUACCUGCGCGGAAAUGUGAAGCCAGACAACAGAAUAUGGACGAGCGCGCUUCGGUUCGACAGAAGACGACAGCCUAGGGGUGGGACUUCCGGUUAAUUUUUGUGUUUGUACCGCAGAGUGGUUCCUGUUCACGUUCUGGCUACGUCAUUUCCUUUUAAGGCGUUAUGGUCGUGAUUGUGCUUAGGUCCGCGGUGUAUUUGCAUUUAACUGGACCGAGUUCGACUUCGAGAUUCCACUGAAAAAACUAAAUGUAAAAAGCACGGAGGAAACUCACAAGCAACAAGAGAAAGGCACUGGUCAGGCCGCCAUGUUGGUUUUAUUGUCAAGUUUCUGGGCGGAGCAACAUGCUAUGACGUCAAAAGAAAGCCUGACGUCGAAAAGAAAAAUUAGAGCAAGACUGAUUUUUCAUUAGAAUCAUCAAUGGAUUGUGUCAAGGUGAUGUAUAUGUAUUUCUGGCGAAUUUCUAAAAUGACACAUGGAGAAGGGUUGGGCUUUUGAAGACCGAUUGGACAAAUCCUUUGUCAUUUGACAUAGGUCAAAGGGUCAAAUGGAUAAAGUUGUUUCUGGCUUCAAUGGUCACAUGAUUGCUGCAUCCGCUGUUUGACAGGAAGUCAUGUGGUCAGUGUGUGUGUGUGUGUGUGUGUGUGUGUGUGUGUGUUUUAAUCCUAUGUAAUCAGAUUUAAUCGGGCCUGGCUCCCUCCUUGUCCUGCCCUGCCUCGGCCCCCUGGAACACUCUCUGCACCAUGAGAGCUGGGACAGGUGCUGCUUUUCUGGUGCUGCCAUGGUCCGGCGGGACAGAGGCAACAGUGGAGGAGGGUAGAGGGGGUGUGCUGGUUCGUGGUGGGGCACUCCUGGGAGUAUUUUUGAUAUGUGUGGCAGUGCUGCGCAGGUGGAUUGCAGGUGGAGUGUGUCACAGUUGGGAGCGUCAGGACGGGAAAACGGUGGUGGUGACGGGCGCCAACACGGGCAUUGGCAAGGAGACAUGUAGAGAGUUGGCGCGGCGAGGAGCGCGCGUGGUAAUGGCGUGCAGGGACCUGACGCGGGCUGAGCGAGCUGCCGAAGAGAUACGCAAGUCGACGGGAAACGGGAACGUGGUGAUCAGACAUUUGGACCUGUCCUCACUCUACUCUGUCAGACAGUUUGCCAAAGACUUCCUGGACAGCGAGGACAGACUGGACAUCCUUAUUAACAAUGCUGGGGUGAUGAUGUGUCCAAAAUGGCUGACGGAGGAUGGUUUUGAGACUCAAUUUGCUGUCAAUCAUUUGGCUCACUUCCUUCUGACCAAUCUGUUGCUUCCUAAACUGAAGAGCUCCACCCCCAGCCGCGUGGUGACCGUUUCGUCCAUCGCCCAUCGGGGUGGUCGCAUCAACUUUGACGACUUGUUCUUCAGCAAGAGGCCGUACAGUUCGCUGGAGAGCUACCAGCAGAGCAAGCUAGCUAAUGUGCUUUUCAGCAGAGAACUGUCACGACGCCUUCGAGGUUCUGGAGUGUCGUCAUUCUGCUUGCAUCCGGGUGUGAUCCGGACUGAGCUGAGCCGCCACGUUGAAGGCUGGUUCCCCUUUUUGGGAGCUGUGCUGAGGCUGCCCUCGCUCCUGUUCAUGAAGACGCCGUGGCAGGGCUGCCAGACCAGCCUGUACUGCGCUGUGAUGCCAGGCCUGGAGGGCCAAUCAGGGAGCUACUUCAGUGACUGCGCCGUGAAGGAGGCAGCGCCGGAGGGGCGGGACGAUGAGGUGGCGAGCAGGCUGUGGCGAGAGAGUAUGCGAUUGGUUGGAUUAAAAGAAACCUGCUAAACUCUGACCUUAACAGUAGCAUGACAUGAAUAACACCAGUAAACAGUAAAAUCAUUUGCUAGCUACAGCAGCUAUUGCUAAAAAACAAAAAAUGAAAAAGAAAAACAUGACAGCUGAAAGGUGUUAAAUUUCAUCCCACCUGACAUUUGCUUCUAUGAAGGUGGGGUCACAGGUUGUUUGUGGGGCAAGGUCAAGAGUUGGUUCUGUUGACAGCUGGUUACUAUGGCAAUAGAAUAGAAUAAUGGAAUAAUUCAUUUGGUGUGUGCACGUGGACCACGUCCCAUUUUCAGAUGCAACUAUGAUUGACACCAAUCGUGCAACGUCGCACUAUGGCCACUAUAUUAGGAACACGCGGCACAUGUGCCAGCAGGGGACGCUGUCGGACUGCCGAGGAGCCGCUGAGCCAGCAGGAGGCAGAGGAGAGGGGGUGAUUGUGAAGAUGAUGACGGUGGGGGGGUUGAGUAACCGGACACCGAGUGUUGGAGCGUCUGCUGUCCGCACACAAGACAUCAGAGUCGGGCAGAAGAGACGUGGAAGAUCGGCGCUGAGUUGAAGGAAGUUUUAGGUGCUCGAUGGCGGACUUGGGGUCGCUUUAAGCAACUUCGCAGUGGACACAUAACGGACUUAGUGGAUAAAACAGCCACAACAAUGAAAAAGAACCACUUACCGACUCGGGUGAGUGCUCGAUUGGACCGGUACCGACAGAAACUGUUUGACAACAAGAUUAAAGACAAAUAAAGUAGGAAAGAAAGAAGCUCGACAAACAAAAGGCUUAAGGAUUAGUUCGGAUAUUUUAUUUUGAACACGAUGUCCUGAACACAGCUUCCGCUUUUCAAAAUAAGACAAUUGUAAAUGUAUGGAGUUCCAAAAUGAAAUAAACAUAACGCCUAUUAAAUAAGUGCUUUGAGUGUGAAACUUUUUACAUUAUAAAGACGAAAGUCAAUCAAUAAUGCAUUUUGUUUCAUGUUGAUUAUGCAGCAAGAGGAGACUAUUUCACCCACAGUUAUUGUU